GGGCAGCGACAGAACCGCUCAGCGCUGCACCGCCGACCGCCUGCAGACGGUGCGGGACUGAACGGAGGUGCCGUGCGGAGCCGACAGGGAAGAAGCAUGAUCAAGAUGAAUUGCGUCCUGCUAACCGCCUGCAUUGUUCUGCUUGCUUUCUCUAGUUCUGGUUAUGCCCUGAGGUGCUAUCACUGCGAGAACAGCCCUUCCUUGUGCAAGACCAACAGCACUUGCUUAUCAAAUGAAGACACUUGCUUGCAGAUGAGAUUUGGUAAAUUGAGAACGUCCUCCUGCUGGAAGUUGUCUCAGUGCAAUGUGAAUGAUAUUGCUGUAUUCUAUCAGUUGGAUAACUUUGAUUACUUUUGCUGCCAACAAGACUUGUGCAAUGAGGGUGCAAUUACUGGGGUUAACAAGGCAGCUUUCAGUAUUGCUUCUGUAAUAGCCAUGUUAUGGAUGCUUCUGUAGCAAUCCUGGUCUGUAUGCUGUCUUUCCAAGCUGAAAUUAUACAAAAUCAUUAUUAACUCUUUUCUCAGUUGUACUUCUUGCAGUUUCAGUUGAAGUUUGAAAUACUUUGAAAUACUACAGUUUGAAGUUUAAAUACUUUGAAAUACUACAGUUUCAGCUGAAAUAAGGCCUUUUAAUUUUCAAUUCUGUUUUUUAAGGUUCCAUCUGGUAAACUGCUGUCUCCAUUUGCGUGAAGGAGACCAAUAUUGUUAACAUUUUCAGGAAGUUUUGGCAUGGCAUCUGCUCAGUGGAAAUACCUAAUUCUGAAGUAGUAUUACAUUGUGGAGGACCUGGGAAAACCUUUGAGGUUGAUAUGGAAAUGCAGGAAUAAUGUAUGUUUUGUGAUGGAAAACUGUAAUUUCUUACUUCAGCAUGAAUUCUAAUUAAUUUUGAGAUUUUGGUUCUUUUGGAUGCUACCUUUUCAUACACAAAGCAGUGAGUUUACCCUCAACACAACAGUGUUGAAUCAUAUGCAUAAACUUGCUGCAGUAUCCAUGAAGUUUUUGUUUUUAGGUGAUGCAGACUCUUUGUUCCAAUAUCUAGUAUCUAUGUAACAUUUUUUUUCACUUAUACAAACCAAUAACGUAACGGUCAAUACCAUUAUUUUGGAGGAAGGCAUCUAACUUUCUUAAAACAAAACCAAAAUAAUGCUUUUAGUGAGGAAAUCUCUUCCUUUCUUUUAUAUUUCUGUGGGCCUGCAGAUUACAUAUGCCAGCUUCUUUGCUGAGCUUUCAUUUUACAGUUUAGUUUUGCUUAUAUUUUUUCUCCAAGUCUAGGAUUUAAGCUAAGCAUGUGCUUUGCACUAAAUAUUUCUUAGUAUACCAAAAAUUGUUUAUAAAAUGCUAAGGAAUUAAAAUGGCACAUCUAGUUUACUUUCCCGUGUAAUCAGCUUUUGUUUUUUUGAGACACAUGAACAGGUAAACUUAAUGCUUUAGGCUUCCAUAAGAGCAUUAAACAAAAGUUUGCAGACUUUUAUAUUUUGACCUUUGUGCAACUGUAUAAAUGGCAGUCAAAAUACACAUGCAUCUAAAUAGCAUGAAGAAUAAUGCUCUGUUUGUGUGUGUACGACUUCUAGAGCUCGAACGCUGCACAUUGUUUCGAUUCUGUGGUGGAGGCAGACCUUUGGUGCUUCCCCUGGUCUUAGGGAGCCUCUCAGUUAAGUAUGAUGCCAAAUUUUCCUUUGACAAGUUUGGAACUUUUAGCAUGUUCUCACAAGAGUCUACAGCCAAUGGUAUAUUCUUUUCCGAGGGCUCUGGCUUGUGCUUUCUGGGGGGUCAGUGAUACUGGCUCACUCAGUCAUAACAAAGGCAAGGGACUGCAUUGUGUUACUCCAAACCAUCAUGUAUUCUGCAAAGCACCUUUUGGCUAAGCUUACCUUAGCUAUGAAAACAUCCUGGGAUCUCUCUGGUCACUCAAAAUAUGAAAGCUACGCUAUCUUUGAUUAAUAAAAAUGUAAAAAAGGAAA
This is a messenger RNA of Centrocercus urophasianus (Greater sage-grouse), 1960 nucleotides long. RefSeq names its product CD59 molecule (CD59 blood group) (gene CD59). Bases 97 to 456 code for a protein of 119 amino acids. The record is from RefSeq and is a predicted model, not a curated record. The transcript is spliced from 4 exons. Lineage: Eukaryota; Metazoa; Chordata; Aves; Galliformes; Phasianidae.